Messenger RNA from Ylistrum balloti, 1368 nucleotides. Its product is annotated as protein unc-93 homolog A-like. The record is from RefSeq and is a predicted model, not a curated record. Gene Ontology annotation, biological process: regulation of potassium ion transport; regulation of muscle contraction. The transcript is spliced from 6 exons. Bases 16 to 1368 code for a protein of 450 amino acids. Gene Ontology annotation, cellular component: striated muscle dense body; plasma membrane. Gene Ontology annotation, molecular function: potassium channel regulator activity. NCBI's taxonomy places the organism in Eukaryota, Metazoa, Mollusca, Bivalvia, Pectinida, Pectinidae.
ACUGAUAGCCACAGAAUGGACAAGAGGACAAUCCUCAAAAACGUUGUAGUUGUCAGUUUUGGAUUUUUGUUCCUGUUUACAUCUUUCCAGUCGUUAUCGAACUUGCAGAGUUCACUAAACAAGGAAGAUGGACUUGGUACCGGAGGACUGGCUAUUAUUUAUGGAGCUCUGGUAAUAUCGUGCAUGUUCUUCCCGGCAUUUAUUGUUGCACACUUGGGCUGUAAAUGGACUAUUGCUCUCGCCAUGAUAUGCUAUAUUGUGUACAUGGCUGCUAAUUUCUAUGCUGUCUGGGGGACAAUGGCUGUGGCUUCAGUGAUUGUGGGGCUCGGUGCUGCUCCGUUGUGGUCUGCAAAGUGUACCUACUUAACACAAGCUGCCGUUUGGUAUGCAAAACACACAGGUGCCACCGAAGAUGACGUAAUUAACAGGUUCUUCGGAUUCUUCUUCAUGGUUUUCCAGACAAGUCAAGUAUGGGGAAAUUUAAUUUCAUCAACUGUCUUCAGUCAGCGCCCUGACAAUAUUACUCUUCCGACGCCUGAAGAACUAGAACGAUGUGGGGCUUCAUUUGACCCCGCAUUACCCGUGAAUAAUUCUAACCUUGCCAGGCCACCAAUUGAAAAGGUUUACAUCGUCUGCGGAAUAUAUAUUGCCUGUGGUUGCGUGGCUUUUCUCAUCAUCGCCGGACUCCUGGAUCCUAUUACUUUGGACAAGGACAAAGAUACAUCCGAGAGGGACAGGAAGUUGUCCUCUGAUCUGUUUAUCGCAACCUUCCGUCAUUGGUGGAAUUCUCCUUACCAGAAGCUCUUGACGACCCUCACCAUUUACAGUGGAAUUGAACAGGCCUUCAUUACUGGUGAUUACACUAAGUCCUACAUCAGCUGUACUCUUGGUAUUUGGAAUGUGGGCUAUGUCAUGAUUUGUUACGGCGUUGUAGACGCUGCCUGCUCCUUCACAUUUGGACGUCUUGUACAGUAUGUUGGACAUAUCCCAUUCUUUGUCUUAGCAUUCUUUGUGCACGGCGGUACGUUGAUAGCACUUUUGUUGUGGCAGCCUAACCCAGAUCAAGAAUAUCUCUUCUACAUCUUUGCUGCGUUAUGGGGAAUGGGAGAUGCUGUUAUACAGACACAGAUCAACGCUUUGUACGGAUACCUCUUUACGAAAAGCACAGAAGCUGGUUUCGCAAAUUAUCGUCUUUGGGAAUCAUUUGGAUUUAUCAUGGCUUUCGGAUACAGCGCUCAUCUCCAGACAAAAAUCAAAAUGUACGUAGCGAUGGCAUGGCUCGUCAUAGGAAUGCUUAUGUACAGUUUUGUUGAAUUCGGUGACAGGCGUGCGAAAAAAUAUAGCCAUGACAUUAAGACUAAGUUGUGA